GAAUAAUGGUUCCGCGUUAACGUUUUAACAUAACAGGAACGUUAAUGUUCUAGCUGGUAAAUGGCUUUCGUAUUAGUAAAUUAAUGUUUUAUCAGGUAUACUUCCUAGUAAGGGUAUUUAAAGGUGGUAGGUAGUGACCCUACUUUUUGCGUGAAAUGCGAAAAACAAAUACGUAAAAAAUAGCUUAGAGACUACACUGCCCUUAAAUAUUAAUUAUCCAAAAAUGAUGAAUGGCAAAAAGUAUAUUUAAUAUUUGUUUCGUCAUUCCACGUAAAAAUGUGGAGUUUCAAAUUUCCGGGGAGCACUUGAACGCGCCAAGAGAGAAGGCAGCUAGCUGCGGCAGCCAGCAGCUCUUUCACUUUACAGUAUUGUUCAUUUCUGAUAGGCUCUGUGUACUUCCGUUGGCUAAAUCUUACAUUCCCCGAGCAAACGGAGGAUUUAAACACCACAAGAUGGAGGACUUUGAAAGCAGCGACAAGGGCCGGGUGACGGUGUAUUCCAUCCAAGGCUGCCCACACUGCCUUCAGGCUAAAGCCACGCUGGCUCGCUUGGGAGUACCGUUAUACGAGGUCGAUGUCGGGAAGCAUCCGGAGCUACGGGCGAAGGUGAAGGAGCUGACAGGGCGGAGCACGGUCCCUCAGAUCUUCUUUAACAACAUUCAUAUCGGGGGCAACUCGGACCUGCAGAAUUUGGCUCCAGAGGAGCUUGACAAGCUGGUUACGAUGGUCAAGGAGGAGCCUCUUCCAGCUGAUGCUCCACCGCUACCGGAGAAUAACCAGUCAGAGGAUGCUGCUUGGGACACAGAUCAUGAGUUUGAGUGUGAGAAAGAUGAGCUGGCAGACCUGGUGGGUGACCUUAAAGAUGGCAAUGUGAUUGGCACUAACAGAAGGGGCCUGACCCUAUACAAGAAGAGCUUCUCACAUGACCAACUGCUUACCUGGCUGCAGAAAGAAAAGGGCAUGGCCAAGGCCGAGGCCUUGAACGUUGGUCAGAAAUUGUUGGCAGACAAAUACAUGGCUAUUGCACGAGGCUGCGGGCAGACGGAUGCCACUUUUGGAGCUGCCAGCGGGGACACGCUUUACAGACUGCUGGAGGAUGACCCGCAUUCGGCUCUCAACGCAGGACAGACCGCAACCUGUAGUCCCAUCAAGGCGGCGGAGCUCUCCUUGUAUUUGCGUGAGCUGAUUCUCAAGUUGUUCUCAGAUCAUCUCUCUGCUGAUGGCAAGUCUGUGGACUACAAAGGCAUGUCAGCAAGUCCUGCGUUUGAGCGCUACUGUGAGCUGGCCAUUCAGCUGCAGAGAGUGGAGCUGCUGUCGCUGUCCCGAGAGGAGAAGCUGGCCUUCUUCAUCAACAUCUACAAUGCUUUGGUCAUCCAUGGAUAUCUACGCUUGGGGGCCCCCACCAACAUGUGGCAGAGAUACAGAUUCUUCAACUAUGUCAGUUACCUGAUUGGAGGAGAAGUGUUCACCUUGCAGGAUAUUGAGAACGGCGUCCUGAGAGGGAACAGGAAAGGCGUGGCGCAGCUCCGAAGACCUUUUUCCAAAACAGAUCCCCGACUACAGGUGGCGCUACCGGAUGCCGAACCAUUGAUUCAUUUCGCCCUGAAUUGCGGUGCAAAAGGCUGCCCCCCCAUUAAGACCUACACCCCACAGGACAUCGACGGCCAGUUGCGAACGGCAGCUGAAGCGUUCUUGGAGAAUGAUGAUGCCUGUGUCGUGGAUUCCGGGAAAAAGGAAGUUCGACUCAGUCAGAUAUUCAAAUGGUACAAGGCCGACUUUGGGGGCACUGAUGAGAAGCUGCUGAAGUGGGUGCUGGAGCACAUGAGCGACUCCCCCAAGAAGACCAGCUUACAGGGGGUCAUCUCUGGCGGGAAGACUAAAGUAAGCUUCCUCCCAUAUGACUGGAGCUCCAACAGCAGCCACUGAGGACGCACUUCUCUGGUCUGCUUCUCCAAGCUGCAUACUUUUAUGCAAAAAAAACAAAAAAAAAAAGCAAAAAUCCUACUGGUGGCAGGAGACAGUUUUGCACUUUACCGUCUAAUUGUACUGCUCUAAAAAACUAUUUUUCAGGUGUUUUUGAACAAACCUUGUUCUGCAGCAAUAUGAGUCAUAGAGCAGCAUGCACGUUUUUCAACUUUAAAAAAAAUCAUCUGCAUGGUUUGUCAUAACAAGCAACUCAGGAGGCUUCCAUAAUCUUAAUUGCACAAUUCAACACUUUAGUCAUUUCCUUCAUAAUCAAUAAAGUAUAUAUGGAUAUUUUAUUAAUGCAUGUCUCAACUUCAGAAACUCACUUUAGAAAGUCCUCAUUCUUCACCCAUUGACAGCAUUUUAGUUUUUAGUUAUUUGUUUCCAGACACGGAUAAUCUAAUCAAUUAUUUCAUUAUCAGUGUGAAAUAUGGCGACUUGUUAGUCAUAUUGAUGAUUAAGAUUGGCUUAUAGGCGAGUUAUUAUGCCCGCUCAUGGGGAUGUGAUGUUUGCGAGCGAAUCAAGCCUUUUGAACGGCUCUUUUUGGUGAACAAUGAAAAGCAAUUCACAGAAGAAUUUCACGUACAUGAAGGAGUAGUGUGUAUAUGCAAGCGCAAGCCGCUUCUCAUUGUUCGCUUAAAAGAGCCAUUCAGAUGACUCGACUCGUUUGUGUACGUCACUAAUCCAUACAAGAGAACUCCAUGCAAGAAUCGUGAGCCAGUGUGGUUUGUUGAAUUUUUGACAGAAAACCUCUAAGAUUGAAGUACAGGUUUUUUGAAAAUUAUUUGAUUGGAGUCGUCAGUCGUCAGUUUUGCAGGACAAUUCAGUCCUAGUUUGUUUUUGACUCUGUUCUUUUAAACAAAUCAACGAGUCACUCUUAUACAACUGGGAGUCGGUUAUCAUAGAUAAACUAAAAGAAUGUUCCAAAGACUCAACGUGUUCAGAAACUUUACAUUUCUAAGCCACACAAGUGAACUGCAGUUUUUUUAAGAUACAAGUACAGGUUUCAUAUGAUUCCGGUCCGAUCCAAAUUGUUUGUUGGAAAUUUUUGCUAAAAUUUUGCAUCGGUUUUCAUACACAUUGUAUGGACAAGUGAGCAAAAAAAAAAACGCGUCGGGUGCUUUGCCAUGGCACUCAGUUUCACCAGACAACCUUUGACUUGAACAAGAUCUUCAACUUUUUUAAACAUUUUUGCCAAAUUUUCAUACUAGGAGUCUGUUUGUACUGUACUGUAUUGUUCUGCGGAAUCGAGUGCCCAAACAAAACAUCCUAUGCGCUGCUGUAUUGAGUGAAACUGCUUAAUAACCUGCCACAGGGCCAAAAAACAUUGCGAAAAUUUCAUAAAGGUGAGAAAUACUAUUACUUUUACUACUAUUCCAGCUCUCCAGGAUGUACGGACGUUUGACUCAACAAUAAGUUCCAUCCAUUCCCCAAUUAGAAUUAUUUCACAUUGUUUCCUGCAUAAAUACAUACAAUAAUUACGCUCUAUAAAAUUAAAUUUUUUGUUAAUAUUUUUGACUAUUGGCUGGAUUUAAUUCAUUAUUUGGAUGUACAGUAUUUCCUAUGGACCUAUUAAUAACUGUUAGGAAUGGAAUAUGUUCCCUCUGCUUUGAACAAGACAUACCAAAGACUGAUAACAGAGAGAACAUAUUCCAUUCCUAACAGUUAUUAAUGGGUCCAUAGUAAAUACUGUAAAUCCAAAUAAUCCAUUAAAUCCAUUAGGAAUGUUAGGAAUGGAAUAUGUUCGCUCUGUUAUCAACAAGUCUUUGGUAUGUCGUCUUGUUCAAAGCAGAGGGAACAUAUUCCAUUCCUAACAGUUAUUAAUGGGUCCAUAGGAAAUACUGUAAAUCCAAAUAAUCCAUUAAAUCCAUUAGGAAUGUUAGGAACGGAAUAUGUUCGCUCUGUUAUCAACAAGUCUUUGUCUUUAGUCUUUGUUCAAAGCAGAGGGAACACAUUCCAUUCCUAACAUAACGACUGCAUAAAAUACAAGUCAUUUUUAAAGACAACUUGGAAUUUGCUCUGGACGUUGACUUAAAAGAGCCUUUUAAAAGUCUUGUUAACAAACAUUACACUCGAUGCAACAAUGGUGAGUUUGAAGUGCUCUAAGUGGAAGAGUACCCUAGUACUUCAACAACACUGAUGUAAAAAGAAAGAACAUACAUGUGAAGUAAAUGAAUUACUUUUAAUUUCUUUUUUGGGCAGGGGAAAAGUAGCGAUAACUGAUUUUACUUUUUUUAAGUAGAAUGACAAACUCUCAUAAGAGUCAUAAGAGUGGUGCUCUUUUGUAGGAUUGAGAGUAAAUAUUUCUUCUACAAGCACAGAUGAUGCAGUAAAAGUACUUGCAUCUAUUGCAUGUUGCUAACUUGAAAUGUUCUUAAGACACUUUUCCACUCUUGUCUAUGUGAGAAUACCUUUUUGGAUCGUCUUCAAUUUGGUACCUGUCCAUUGUGUAAACUAUAUCCUUUCUUAUUUUAAAGGUUUUCAUGACGUUUUAACAGAUAUUGGCUUCACGCACGGGAGGCGAGAAAAGUACUCUUGCUAAUACCGGACCUUGCUAAUAUAGGAGCUAAACUUACACAAGUGUCCGUGUAAGCUAAUGUCAACUUACCUGAUAUGUUUACUCUGGUAGCAACAAAGUUCUAAAGCCGCUGUUUUUAAGUUUAUGUCUCUAUAUUCGAUUUUUAUAAAUGUCAAAUAGGGAAAUCUGGCACGGCAAGGAUGUUAGCCGCCAUGUUUACCUGCCGGAGAGCGCCCAAUAGCAUCCUGUCCGCCCAUUGGUCGGUCAGUGAAAGUCCCCCUGAUUGGUCCUCUUUUGGGCGACAGCCAUGAAAAACGCGAAAAUCGAUUGGACUGUAGGCGACGUCGCCACAUUUUUGUUUUAUCUUUAUUAUAAGUGAUGUCUUUAAAUAUGUACAGUCUCGAAACCGUUUGCUUAAUGGCCAUGAUGUGUGCAUUUUGUAGCAAACGAACAGCACCAAAGCAAUAUUAUAGCAUGUUGAAACUGGAACGCAUGCAGGAUUUAAUACAGCCUGAAGUCCUUGAAUGCACCGCCUGUACUACUGUAACCGUAAUGUUCCUACUUGUUCCCCAACACGGAAGUUGCAGGGUAAUUUCCCCUUUACAACACGUCUGAACUCUUACCUGCAUUAACCGUGUUGACCUGUUAUAUUUAAGGUUUUUCUCCAAAAAGUAGUACUUUUUUUUCGAAAGAACCCCCCUCUCAACUCCUCUCCACAAACAAUUCCACAUAUGCAACCACUUGUAGUCAACUUGGAAACAUUGCUGUGUCUUUUCUCUGGUAUGAAGAAUCUAAGAUGCAAAAAAAGUCAUAAAGCAAUAUGUUUUUGAAUGAAAUAUGCAAUGCUUAAAUAAAAGAAAUGCACUCAUCUUGCUGAUUUUUUUUUUUUAAUUUGAACAUAUUUUAGUCACUUUGUAACAAAAAUACUUUGGCGUCACUACCAUAACAAAUCCCUUUUUACAUUUGUACAUAUAAAUAAACAGUCCCGCCCCACAAAAAAUAAAUUAUUACACAAUAAGGAGCACCUUAUAGAUUUGUACACAAUCAACCAAUGGGAUCAAAACAAAAUCUUUCUUGAAAUCAUAUUCCCUAAAAGGUUGAAUACUGACUAGAUGUUGGCAUUGAUACAAAUAGUAAAUAAUAUACAUCAUAUACAUUCGUACAAAUUUCAUACAUUUUGGUGAUUGCUAGAAUAAGUUGCAUCCUAAUGUGGAAGCUCUGAAACAAAAACACUACAUAUUAAAUUCCAGAUAUUAACCCUCAGGUCAAAGGCUUUCUUGCUGCAGAGUGAUACAUGAUUCGUUGGGAAGACUGUUUAAGAGAAGACAAUUACUGCUGCUUACAUGGACUUGGAGCGAAAGGCAAGACUUAAAUCCAGGACUAGGGUUUUCCCGAUCAGAUAUCUUUAAAAAGGAUCGUAAUCAGGUAGCAUCUAAAAUCUCCGCGAUUAAAGCACUCUGAUAAAAGCAGUCCGUUCCAGACACCCAGCCCCAUGCGAUCACAACAGUGUGCUAAUGUGCGAAUAAAGUAGCAAGCUAAAGGGUUUCUUAGACUAUUCCACUAUCUGACAAUUUGAUUAGGAAGAAUCUGAUUGGAUUCAAUCUCGCAGUCAUAUCAUAAGACUAGAAUGGUCUAUGGUGAUAAAAUAAGUAAAAAGUAAAACAUGGAUUUAGGGCAAAAUAAAAAGGAAUCUGAGAAAGAAAAUAGAUUUCAUUGGGCUCUAUGGUAGCCUACUGCAUUAUACAGUAAUAACAGAGUUUUUUGUGACCUGGAAAUAUCAGAAGGGCAGCUGGCAUUGGCUCUGGCCACCCACGCUGCAAUAGAAAAUGGAUGGACAGAUUAAAAUGCAUAAGAAAGUAUAUAUUUAAUGUUAUUGUAAACACUUUGGUUUUUGGUAAUGUUUUACUUCAAAAUGUCAACAAAAAUGUUAUAGUGUUAAGAAAUGCCUGAGAGCCAGAUGUGGCCCCGGAGCCAUAAGUUCCCUACCCCUGACCCAGGUCAACUGCUUUCUGUGUCAC
Molecule: messenger RNA, 6500 nt
Organism: Doryrhamphus excisus (bluestripe pipefish)
Lineage: Eukaryota; Metazoa; Chordata; Actinopteri; Syngnathiformes; Syngnathidae
Biological process (GO): intracellular signal transduction; cell redox homeostasis
Molecular function (GO): electron transfer activity
Source: RefSeq, a predicted model, not a curated record